Molecule: messenger RNA, 522 nt
Organism: Penicillium angulare
Lineage: Eukaryota; Fungi; Ascomycota; Eurotiomycetes; Eurotiales; Aspergillaceae
Product: putative NADH-ubiquinone oxidoreductase 178 kDa subunit
Exons: 3
Coding region: 1-522 (173 amino acids)
Cellular component (GO): mitochondrion
Source: RefSeq, a predicted model, not a curated record
AUGUUCGCCGCCAGAUGCUGUGCUGUCUCAUCGCGGCAGGUGCUGCGCUCGCAGCCACCCCGUCGCUUCGGUUCCUCCCACGCCCACGCUGAACCCGUGAACGAAAGCUUCGGCCGCAGUUUCUACGUUACCAUUGGCAGUUUCGCCUCCGCCUACAUCCUCUACCGCAUCAGCAAGUCCUCCCAGGAAUCUGGUUCCGAGUCCUGGAUCGCCAGCCUGAUCAACAAGUACACCACUCCCUCAGAGGUACUUGAGCAGCGCAAUGCCAUUCACACUGCUAUUCUUGAGAAGGCCGCCGAGGACCGCCACCUGCUCCAGAGUCAAGGACCCCGCGAGGCCUACGAGUUAAUGCAGCCCGAUCUCAUGAACGGUGGCUCUCCUUACAACAUUUCUCCCGGUUCGCAAGCCGACCUCAGCAAGGUUGUGGCCCACUACGAGAAGGUGAAUGCGGAGAAGGAGGCGGUUCGUGUUGCUCGUAUGAAGGAUGGAAAGGUCGUUUCUCUUUACGACGAGGCUAUCUGA